AUGUCGACCACUACCUCCCCACCUCCCAUCCGCUUCACCGGCUCCAAAUACCUCGUUCAACGCCUCGUCGUCAGCACCCUGACCGGCCGCCCAAUCCGCAUAUCCCAAAUCCGCUCCAACUCGACAACCAGCCCCGGCCUCCUCCCCCACGAAAUCUCCUUCCUCCGCCUCCUCGACACCAUAACCAACGGCUCCCUAAUCGAAUUCUCCAUGACCGGCACAACGCUGCUCUACCGCCCCGGCCUCCUCACCGGCUCCGCCCAAGGCUACGGCGCCGACACCUCCGGCGUCCUAAAGCACGAGCUGCCCCGCGAAUGCACGCGCGGCGUGUCCUACUACCUCCUCCCGCUGUGCCUCCUCGCGCCCUUCAGCAAAGCUGCGCUAAACGUCCUCUUCACGGGCGCGGGCGUCAUAACCUCCUCCACGCCCAGCACGGGCGACAUAAGCGUCGACACGGUGCGCACCGCCAUCCUCCCGCUCUACAGAAGCUUUGGCAUCGAGAACAACAUCGAGCUCCGCAUCCUCCGCCGCUCGAACCCGGGCCCCGGCAACCGCGGCGGCGGGGGUGAAGUCCAGCUGCUCUUCGGACACCAGGUGCGCCUGCCUAAGACCGUGCACCUGCUCAACCCAGGCCGCGUCAAGAGCAUCAAAGGCGUGGCAUACGCGACGGGCGUCUCUGCCGCCAACAACGCGCGCAUGAUCGAGGCGGCCCGGGGCGUGCUGAACCCGUUCGUCGCGAAUACGUAUAUCUUCAGCGACGUGAGCAGCGCGCCGUUGGUGCCGGAUGGCUCGAAAACCGCCCAGCCUGGGGCCAAGAGGAAGAUAGGCGUGGGCUUUGGGAUCAGUCUUGUUGCGGAGAGCUCGACGGGCGCGCUGUGGAGCGCGGAUGUGGCGAGUCCGCCGGAGGGGGGCGUGCCGCCGGAGGAUGUGGGGAGGGGGGCCGCGUAUCAGCUUCUGGAAACGAUAUCAAAGGGGGGGUAUGUGUCGGCUGUGGCGGCGCCGACGGUGUUAACGCUUAUGGCGAUGGGGAGUGAGGAUGUGGGGAGGGUGAAGAUGGGGAGGGAUGUCUUGGGGACGAAGGAGGUUGUUAGCUUGGCUAGGGACCUGAGGGCGUUUGGUGCGAGUGGGUGGGGUCUUAGGGAUGCGGAUGAGGAUGAGCAGGGAGAUGUCGUGGUUAGUGUUGUGGGUAGGGGCGUGGGCAAUGUCGGAAGAAAGAUUGCGUGA
This is a messenger RNA of Coniosporium apollinis CBS 100218, 1224 nucleotides long. RefSeq names its product 18S rRNA biogenesis protein RCL1. The record is from RefSeq and is a predicted model, not a curated record. Gene Ontology annotation, molecular function: RNA endonuclease activity. Gene Ontology annotation, biological process: ribosome biogenesis; endonucleolytic cleavage of tricistronic rRNA transcript (SSU-rRNA, 5.8S rRNA, LSU-rRNA). Gene Ontology annotation, cellular component: nucleolus. Bases 1 to 1224 code for a protein of 407 amino acids. NCBI's taxonomy places the organism in Eukaryota, Fungi, Ascomycota, Dothideomycetes. The transcript has a single exon.